Molecule: messenger RNA, 2756 nt
Organism: Carassius carassius (crucian carp)
Lineage: Eukaryota; Metazoa; Chordata; Actinopteri; Cypriniformes; Cyprinidae
Gene: rps6kal
Product: ribosomal protein S6 kinase a, like
Exons: 22
Coding region: 171-2393 (740 amino acids)
Biological process (GO): protein phosphorylation
Molecular function (GO): ribosomal protein S6 kinase activity; magnesium ion binding; ATP binding
Source: RefSeq, a predicted model, not a curated record
GCUGGCGUCUUCAGCGGGCGCGCGCAGAGACAGCCAUAUUUGAGCAGAUCGGGAUCGCAGCGCAGUGGCCCGCGCGUUGUAUAUCGCUCGCGUCAAUUGGAUCACACGCGCGUUUAACGGACACACACGACGCGGAGAUGCCUCGCGGAACACGCGUCUAGGUCGACCGCAUGACGUCCUUCGGCCCCGCGCUGGAGUCCUCGCGCGAAAUGGAGGUGCAGAGCGUCAGCAGCGAGGUGAAUGGGCAUCAGAUGAUGGAUGAGCCGAUGGAGGAGGACUCCUACACACACUGUGACGAGGGCUCUUAUCAGGAGAUCCCCAUCACUCAUCAUGUGAAGGAGGGCUGUGAGAAGGCCGAGCCCAGCCAGUUUGAGCUGCUCAAGGUUUUGGGACAAGGCUCGUUUGGGAAGGUGUUUUUGGUACGGAAGUUGAUGGGUCCCGAUGCCGGUCAGCUUUAUGCAAUGAAGGUGCUCAAGAAGGCAUCUUUAAAAGUGAGGGACAGAGUUCGCACCAAGAUGGAGAGGGAUAUUCUGGUGGAGGUCAAUCAUCCGUUCAUUGUGAAGUUGCACUAUGCCUUUCAGACAGAAGGGAAACUCUAUUUAAUUCUGGAUUUUCUCAGGGGUGGGGAUGUAUUUACUCGUUUAUCCAAAGAGGUUAUGUUUACAGAGGAGGAUGUGAAAUUCUACCUUGCAGAGCUGGCCCUUGCAUUGGAUCAUCUACACAACCUAGGCAUUGUUUACAGAGACCUGAAGCCUGAAAACAUUUUGCUUGAUGAAGCUGGACAUAUCAAGUUAACAGACUUUGGGCUCAGUAAAGAAUCGGUAGAUCAGGACAAAAAAGCGUACUCGUUCUGUGGCACUGUGGAGUAUAUGGCCCCUGAGGUGGUCAACAGAAGAGGUCACACGCAGAGCGCUGACUGGUGGUCUCUCGGCGUCUUAAUGUUUGAAAUGCUGACCGGCACAUUACCGUUCCAAGGAAAAGACAGGAACGAGACUAUGAACAUGAUUCUUAAAGCAAAGCUGGGAAUGCCACAGUUUCUAAGUCUGGAAGCACAAAGUCUUUUACGAAUGCUCUUCAAAAGAAAUCCAUCAAACCGUUUAGGAGCCGGUCCUGACGGGGUGGAGGAGAUCAAACGACACGCGUUCUUCUCCACCAUCGACUGGAACAAACUGUACCGAAGAGAACUUCAGCCUCCAUUCAAACCUGCUGCAGGGAGACCAGACGACACCUUCUGCUUCGACCCAGAAUUCACAGCCAAAACUCCCAAAGAUUCUCCAGGUAUUCCUCCCAGUGCAAACGCUCACCAGCUCUUCAAAGGCUUCAGUUUUGUAGCUCCAGUCUCUCUGGAGGAAAGCAGAAGUGCCCCACUGGUCAACAUUCUCCCCAUAGUGCAGAUGCACGGGGGCUCGGCUCAGUUUGCAGACGUGUACGAGCUGAAGGAGGACAUCGGCGUGGGUUCCUACUCCAUUUGUAAGCGCUGCAUACACCGUGUCACCUGCAUGGAGUUUGCUGUGAAGAUCAUUGAUAAGAGCAAGCGUGACCCGUCGGAGGAGAUCGAGAUCCUGAUGAGAUACGGCCAGCAUCCCAACAUCAUCACGCUGAAGGACGUGUACGACGAGGGCCGCUUCGUGUAUCUGGUGACGGAGCUGAUGAAGGGCGGCGAGCUGCUGGAUAAGAUCCUCAGGCAGAAGUUCUUCUCGGAGCGAGAGGCCAGCGCUGUGCUCUUCACAAUCACCAAAACUGUGGACUACCUGCACUGUCAGGGGGUGGUGCACAGGGACCUGAAGCCCAGUAACAUCCUGUACAUGGACGAUUCAGGAAACCCCGACUCCAUCCGCAUCUGUGACUUCGGCUUCGCCAAGCAGCUGCGAGGAGACAACGGGCUGCUGCUGACUCCCUGCUACACGGCUAACUUCGUGGCUCCUGAGGUGCUGAUGAGGCAGGGCUACGACGCCGCCUGUGACAUCUGGAGUCUGGGAGUGCUGCUCUACACCAUGCUGGCGGGGUACACACCGUUCGCCAACGGCCCCAACGACACGCCGGAGGAGAUUCUGCUGCGCAUCGGCAGUGGGAAGUUCUCCCUGAGCGGAGGAAACUGGGACUCGGUGUCCGACUCCUCCAAGGAUCUGCUGUCUCACAUGCUGCACGUGGACCCUCACCAGAGAUACUCCGCUGAACAGGUGCUCAAGCACUCGUGGAUCGCCCUCCGUGACCAGAACCCACACUUCCAGCUCACACGCCACGAGGCGCCUCACCUGGUCAAGGGAGCGAUGGCUGCCACGUACUCGGCUCUGAACCACAAGACGUGUAAGCCGGUUCUGGAGCCGGUGGCCGCCUCUGGUCUGGCCCAGCGCAGGAACAUGAAGAAGCUGACCUCUACAGACAUGUCCUGAGGAGCUCCGUGUUUCCUCUACACUUCCUGUACUCUUCAGGAGCGCCCCUCUGCUUCUCUCGGGUGGAGGGAACAACACCAGCUCCAUCUCUCCAUCCCGCUUCACACCCAGGGCUCCUGGAGAAACCUCCAGCUCAUACAGAUUGUGCCGCAAGCCUGUUUGUAGGACCGUUAAGAACAUUUUGUGACAAUCAAGCCCUUUUUCCUGUUAAUUUCAGGUUUUAUCUUGACUAUAUGCUCUAAUAUAUGCUACAGGAAACACAACCUUCCCCCAUGUCUUCCUUCUUUCUUCAGUCGCAUAUAGUAGUGUUUUGUUUUUGUUUUUUGAGGAAAACAUUCCAGGAUUUUCUCCAUAUAGUGGUCU